This is a messenger RNA of Anopheles arabiensis, 1750 nucleotides long. RefSeq lists its product as uncharacterized. The record is from RefSeq and is a predicted model, not a curated record. The coding region runs from base 199 to 1653 and encodes 484 amino acids. NCBI's taxonomy places the organism in Eukaryota, Metazoa, Arthropoda, Insecta, Diptera, Culicidae. The transcript has 2 exons.
GAUGGGUUUGCAUCAUCGGAAACGAACGUCGUGUACUUCAUUUACUCUAAAACCGUCAACGCUGGACUCUUUGGGGGAAGUUAUCCAAGGAUUCUUAUCACCGGCUUGGAGGGCGAAUCGAAGCGGAUCAAAGGCCAGAAUCAGCAGUUUAACAUUGCCGCCCAAUCGUUGGUCGUUAUCGAUGCACGUAACGAACCCAUGCAUAACAACAGGUGCUUGAUCUACUUGAUAAAGGAGUUACAGCGUGUCCGCAAUCCUGGAAGCAAUAAAUUUGUGCUGUUGGUUGAUAAAACCUUCCCGGAGCGUCUUAGCCUGCAGUACCUACGGGACGCACUGCUCAACCUCGGUAUAGGCUAUGCGGUGGUUUUACCCUACGAUCAAGUUAACUCCCCGCAUGAGCCUAGACGUUUAAUUCGCAUCAGUUUCACACAGCAGCUCACUGCGAGAACGACAAAAUUCCCAAACUUGCGACGUCUGUUCCGCUUGAACGGCCAAUCGCUCGAUGGGAUGCGCGUGUCCGGCGCAUUGUUUCAAUUCUUCCCCUUCAGCUACAUCACGCCGAGCCGACAAUGGGCCGGUACGGAUUACUAUCUGUGGAGCUUAAUCUCGACACAGCUGCGAUUGCGCCUGGAGUUUAAGUACGUCAAUCGAGCCGGUCCGAACUACUCCAGUGGUGCGUAUUCGCUUGCGAUGCUCAACAAAUCGGUGAAUUUUGUCGCGACCCGGGACAUGGUUGUGCUCGACCACGCUCCCAAGCUGCAUCUUACCUCGCGCGACUACUUCAAUCUGGUCGUACCGAAGCCGGUGAAGCUGAACCUUAUCGAUGCGAUGGUGCAACCGUUUAACGGAACAGUUUGGCUCAUGAUCGGGGUAUUGUUGGGCGUUCGCGUAUUUGCUGGCUAUUUGCAGGACCUUUUCGGUCUGCUUGAUAGAAGCGGUACAUUGCGCAAAUGGUUGCGUUCCCUUCAAGCCCCUCACUGUCCCUGCCCACAAUGGGUACAGCUUGCCGCGGAUGUGCUAACGUUCCUGCUAAUCGAGGCGUACCUGGCGCAGGUCACAUCUCUUCUCCUAACGCUGCGCUUCAUCGAGGGACCGCGAGAUUUGAACGAAUUUAUAGCCUCCAACAUACGGAUAGUGGAACCGUACGAAAGUACCCUUUCGCUGGUGCAGGUUGAGACGGGACAGCGGGCACUGCUGAAGACGCGAUUCGUGAAGCGUACGGCGGAAGAGCUGGCACGGCCCAACCAGGACGAUGCGUUCGUGGAGCUGCGGAGUCGCGUCGCGUUCCAAUCGUACGGUACGGAACCGUUCGAUCCGGUUACGGGCCGGCGGAACUUUUACCUGCUGGAUGAGCCGCUGGCCGAUGUGAGGUUUCAGUAUAGCUUUGCGAAGGAAACGGCUUUUAUGGGGGUGGCCCAGGACUAUAUGCUACGGUGCGAGGAGAAUGGGCUGCGGAUGCGGAUGGACGAGUCGUUCGAGCGUUGGGCGAAGAUUAAGAAACUGCGGAAGGAGUAUGGCAUUAAUGGGACCGUGCUGGAGUUUUCCGAUCUUAACUCGCUCUGGAUCUGUAUGGGCAUUGGAUGGUUGAGCAGUGGGUUACUGCUUUUGGCUGAACGUUUUGUGCACUCGCGGGUGGUUCGGCGAGCAUCUUGAGUGGAGUAAAUUAAGUUUAUUAAAUUAUGUUUUUGUUGAGAUAGAACACACUUACUGGAACACAUUUGCUAUCGGUUUGCAAUAACAAUACACAGUG